This is a messenger RNA of Syngnathoides biaculeatus (alligator pipefish), 4698 nucleotides long. RefSeq lists its product as uncharacterized. Gene Ontology annotation, biological process: positive regulation of T cell proliferation; positive regulation of cytokine production; positive regulation of tyrosine phosphorylation of STAT protein. Gene Ontology annotation, cellular component: extracellular region. Gene Ontology annotation, molecular function: cytokine activity; cytokine receptor binding. Bases 376 to 939 code for a protein of 187 amino acids. The transcript is spliced from 6 exons. The record is from RefSeq and is a predicted model, not a curated record. NCBI's taxonomy places the organism in Eukaryota, Metazoa, Chordata, Actinopteri, Syngnathiformes, Syngnathidae.
ACGCACCUGCCGCCAUUUGAGUUGCCACUGAUGGGCUCCACAUUAAGUCGAGCUGUUCUAGUGGGAUUUCUCCUGUUCUCCUUAUCCUGCAGUUUUUGGAUGCCCCCCCCCCACCCCCAGCCCUGAAUGAGUGCACAGGACAACUCUCUCUCUCUCUCUCUCUCUCUCCUCUCUCUCUCUCUGUCAGUGACGAAUCAGAAAGGCGUUCACUCAAUAUUGGGCGUGUGUGUGUGUGUGUGUGUGUGUUUAUUUUUUUAAUUUGCUGGAGCAAUCGCGGCACUUUGUGCUUCGGUGUCUUCUUCUUUUUUUUAAACCGGAAACCACACACCACCUGCAGCAGUCCGUCCACCGUAGCGGCAUGCUGCUGCAGUGACCAUGGACGGCAGCUCCGCGUCUCGGCCACACAAGCGGCGGCGGCGGCGGCGGCGGCUGCGGCGGCGGCUGCGGCUGCGGGGGGUCGGUCGCGCACAGUCGGCCGCCUUCGUGACGGGGGGACCGCUCGUCCCCGUCCAAGCCAAUUGUAACAAAGCGACAGGCGCCCGGCUGCGGUUCUGCGCUCACCUGAGCGGGGGCAGACGCACGACUCAGGAAUCUGAACAACUCCAGCAGUGCCUGGGGAGCCUGACGCCCUCCAUUGAGGAGUCCCGGGCGAUGUUGUACGCGCCGUCCGUGGACAACAUUCAAGCCAAGUGUCACUUCCUGUCCCUCAAUUGUUACUUUUUGGAGCUUGUGAUGGUCCUCGACGAAGAAGAAGUUGAUGUGGACAAUAUUUACGCCAACUGCAUCCAGGACUUCAUUGACAAUCUGGCUCUCGAAAGCGACACCUCGCAGGUCAGCUGUCCGCCGUGCGAGGCACACGCGCUCGGGAAUAUCACAACGUUUCUGCACAGACUCAAAACCCUUCUGCAAGCCAUGGCUCUCAACGCCAGUCACACGUAAAACUGACAAAUACGAGGUGCAAAUAUGUCAAAUCUUGUACAGAGGAUAAAAUGCCUUUAUACGUGCAAAGAGGUCCAAACAUUUUUUGGACAGCGGCAAGGCUUUUGCAAUCAUUCCGUCACAGGAGCUGCAGACGUCGUAGAAUUAUUGAAAUCAACGAUUAAUAAAUUAUGGUCGGUCCUGGAACGAAUUUGUGCAAAAUGAAUCGAGACAAAAUCUUGUGGAAAAUAAUCUAUGAGAAAGUAUUUUGUCUUGUGAGUCCCAGUCCCAAACUAGUACUAAUGCCACAAGAAAAAAAAAAUAAUUUGGAAAAAAAAAAGAUUCCCAAGAAUAUAUUUGUCAUUUUAUGACCGCGUCCCACCAUUUUGAUCAAGGUUGCUUUUAUUCCAUCCAACGAUAUCAUCAAAAUCCUAAAAAUGAAAAAAAAAAAAAAUCUUGUCAUUGUCCAAAUACCUCUGCACCCGUUUAUACACGUGAAUAACUUGAUGUGUUUUUUUUUUUUUUAAAUUAUUUUAGAAAAAUGAAAUGUGUGAAAAACUCUUUUGGGGGUGAAACUAGGAGGUCGACAUGGAGGAGGAUGAAUGAAUCCUUUGGGAAUAUUUAACUCUGAUCAUAAGCUAAUUGCUAACCGCGGAUAUACAGUAGUAGCUCAGAAAUAUGCUAAAUCCGGCACUGAAAUGAAUGUUGACCGAAAAUAUGCCGGCUGCCAGAAAGUACUGAACGCAAUAAGACAGAAUAUCGCUGAAUGUGUUGGAGCGCCCCCCCCCCCCCCCCCCCCAUUUAUUGCGGCGGAUACCUUCCAGACUCAGCCGGCGAGAAUCUGCACUAGACACACUAAACAAACGUUAAUAAUAGUUUUGCUCCUUCCACAAGCGUUGAAAACAUUCCACAAAAGUCUUCCAAAUUAUUAUUUUUUUUUUUACAGUAUUCCUUGGUGACUGGUCUCGCUGUAUUGCUGGUAGGAAAUGGGAGACGAUCGUAUGAAAUGAGAGGGAAAGUCUGCUAGCUUAAGUUAUUUAUUGGUCACCACUAGUUGAAGUUUAGUGCGAAGCAAACACAAAACCAAAGAGAAUUAAUAACACAUUCAUGGGCAGGGUGGCAAUUUUUUUUGCCUUAUUGAGAUAAAAGUUUUCUAACGGGCCACAAUCAAAGAAAUAACACUUCUUUUUCGUUUAACGCAUAAAACAAAGGGCGAAAAAGAUGUGAUGUACCCUCUCGCGGGCAGCGUCCCAGAACUGGGACGGGUACGUUAUCAGUUCUGUGAAGUUGCACAUACUAGAGAGAUGUUCAAUAAUAAAUUCUUAGUCUAGAACGACACUUACGCAUUAAUAAUACUGAUGGAUUAACAUUUUGAAGACAAACUUACUGACCUUUCUUCUCUUGGAAAACGCUCCACGUGUACUUGAAGCAGCCAUGUUGGGUCUGGAAGGAAAGGGAAAUAACUCCGUGCUAACUUUGACCGAUGAGUUAUCCUCUCCUGAUACCAAAUUCUGGCUUCAGAUUAAAACAUAUGCUGAAGGAUAUAAUGCGUGAAAAUCACGAUGUCCCAAAAAUGGGACGCUGCCCACGAAUGGGUUUGAAAUAUUGCAUAUUCAAAGACCAUAAUGUUCAACCAAGCCACAUAUGGCAAGUCACUUAGCUUAAUGCUAACACGUAAUGCCAGACGCCAUUGCAGUGCGCAGGGAACGUGUUAUGGCGAUGGUAAACCUUCAAACGGGCGCUACCUUCACGCACACUGAGCAGCAACGUAAAUAUACAUCAAAAUGCGAACAGCGUGAUGAAGACAACUGUUGAAGUCCAGCGUUGCAGGUUUUGACACUCGGCUCUUUGUUAGCGAACGGCAGGUUGUGCAAAAACUACUGUGCGGUCAACAGUUGGACAUCUUCGUUCAGAGCUUUAGAGAAGGUCAAAUUGACCCCUCCGUGGAUAUUGCGCAAUCCGCGUCACUGACCAAUCAGAGGCCAGAGAUCUGCAUAAACCAAAGCCCCUUUUUGCUCCCGCCAUUUUCUCAGACAACAUUGCAUGGUCCAGUAUAGGUUUUGUUAGCGUUUUAUCGUGUAUUUGGGUUAUUUAACGAAAAAUAUGGUUAAGAGGUGUAGUCACGGACUUUGUAAUAGUGACGACAGGUAUCCUGAAAGGCUAGUUGCUGGAGUUCGAUUCGUACCCUUUCCAAAACCGAAGACCCAGUACGAAAAAUGCCUUCGAUGGAUCAAACUUUGUGGAAGACCGCAUCAUCAACUAAAUCCAUCUAAUAUCAACCGGAACACAUAUGUUUACACGAAGGUAUCCCUUAUAUUUGAUUUUCAAUACAUGUCUCGUGUAAAUGAAUUCGAAGUUCUUCGCUAGCAUAACAUUGCUACGUGUGUUUAGCGAUGAUCGGACUGCACAAACGUGUCGCUUUCUUGCCGGCUCGCGGCCGAAGGUUAACCAGACUGUGUUUGCACGAAGAUAUGCCCUAAAUUUGAUUUUUAAUACACGUCUCGUAUAGAUGAAUGAGACGUUCUUCGCUAGCAUAACAUUGCUACGUGCGAAUGAUUGAAUGAAAUCAGAAGCAUGGCGUCUCUCUCAGUUAAGAAUGUAUUGUAUUGUAUUGUAAUUGCCAUUUUUACCAAUUGUUUGUCUUACGUCAGCGCACGUGGCGUGACGUCGCUUCAGGAGGCGUGGUUAAGUGCCCUGUACGGAGGGGUCAAUUAAGCUACUUGGAAAGGUUAAGUACCUUUUAGAUUCAUUUCCUGAUGGAAGCCUAAUUUCCCUAAAAAUGUUUUGUCUCCUUUAUGUUUAAGUCUGUUUUAAAAGAGCUGUUUGGCAGAUAGUGGAAAGUUCCUUAAAACAAAACAAUGAACCGCCUGCUUCAAACUUAGAAAAGCCUGCUAGCUUAACGCUAAUACGCCAAGCAAAAUGCCAUAUAAGGGCUAGCAAAACUAGCAAUGUUGUACACCUUUAAGCAACAAAUGUCUGAACAAUAAAUGUGCUGCAUAAUGAGGAGACAGACAAUGUAAGGCGUAUAUACUCAGGUAAAUAUUCGUUAUCCUCUGAGAAAAAUGUUUAAUAUGACUGCAGCGUACUGAGCUAACUGAGCUGCUUCGUGUACACCAAUAUGCAUGACCCAGGUGCAACGUUGGAAGAAGUCGCAUGAAAUAAUGAGCCGUAUCCUGCUUAAAUAUUCAUCCAUCCAUCCAUCCAUCCAUCCAUUUUCUUAGCUGCUUAUCCUCACAAGGGUCAUAGGAGUGCUGGAGCCUGUCCCAGUUGUCCUUGGGCAGGAGGCGGGAUACACCCUGAACUGGUCGCCGGCCAAUUGCAGGGCACAUAGAGACAGACAACAUUCGCACUCACAAUCACACCUAGGGGCAAUUUAGAGUCUUCAAUCAACCUACCCCGAGUGCCCGGAGAAAACCCACAUAGGCACGGGGAGAACACGCAAACUGCAAAGGCGGGUCCGGGAUCAAACCCGGGACCUCAGAACUGUGAAGCCAACGCUUUCCAGCUGGAUCCACCGUGCUGCCAUAAAUCUGUAUAUUUCUUUCAAUUAUGUUGUGACUAUGUUUCACACGACUGCAAAGUGCUAUUUUUCAUAUUAAAAAAACACUUGCAAAGAUUUUUGUUGUUGUUGGUGUUUUAUGGAAUUUAUGUUCAUUUUCGCGGAUACUACAAGAUGUAACACAAACUUGACAAGAGAUGACAAAAAAAUAGAAAGUCAUUUUAAUUUGCUAAAAUGGUGCAAGUACAAAAAAAAUGAACCCCCCCCCCCCCAGAGUAUGU